AUGGAACGAUUUAGAGAGAAAAUUAACCUUAUUCGAAUCGAAGCCGAUGCUGCCAAAGCCAAGGCAGAAGAAUACGAAGCCAAGGUCAAGGAAUACGAAAAGAUCAAGAUGGAUCAGGAACAUGAGAUCAUCUCUCUAACCAACCAAAACAAGAAAAUGGAAGACGAUCUCGAGGCUGCCCUAGAAAACAUCAAACGACUCAAGUCAAUCGAAGACGAAGGAGGUGAUCUCAAGAAAGAAAAUGACGCAGCACAGCGUAAAAUCACACUUCUUGAGCAGGAACUCGAGAACUCUGACAAGUCACUGCGCGAAACCACCAAAAACUUCCGUGAGGCAGAUGUCAAGGCAGAACAUUUUGAACGCAAGGUCCAGCAGCUCGAGAACUUGCUCUUGGAACAAGAAAGAAAGGGCGAAGAACUCAAACUCAAGAACCACGAAUUACAAGCCCAGUUGGAUGAGUUUAAUGCCCAAUUAGAUGACAUUUAA
Phycomyces blakesleeanus NRRL 1555(-) is the source of this 486-nucleotide messenger RNA. RefSeq lists its product as hypothetical. The transcript is spliced from 3 exons. Bases 1 to 486 code for a protein of 161 amino acids. The record is from RefSeq and is a predicted model, not a curated record. NCBI's taxonomy places the organism in Eukaryota, Fungi, Mucoromycota, Mucoromycetes, Mucorales, Phycomycetaceae.